This is a messenger RNA of Pecten maximus, 1028 nucleotides long. RefSeq lists its product as uncharacterized. Lineage: Eukaryota; Metazoa; Mollusca; Bivalvia; Pectinida; Pectinidae. The record is from RefSeq and is a predicted model, not a curated record. The transcript is spliced from 5 exons. Bases 63 to 881 code for a protein of 272 amino acids.
CAUUGACAACGAUAUACUUUUCAUCAGUACAUUAUUCUAAAGAUCUAAGAGUCACAUUUCGUAUGGUUGUGGCGUUUAUCAAUGACAAGAUACUCUCCACGAAUCUCCCGGAGACAUUUACAGCUAGAAUAAUCAGCAACAAUAUAACUAUAUGGACCGGUGGUUUACCAAUAGCAAAGCCUAAAAUCGAAUAUUAUCCAGAAUUUGCAGUUCUGACAGGAAUUAAAAAGCUUAAUGGUUCCAAUCCAUCAGAUCUCUGGUUUUACUACAGUGCAAAUGGAAUCGAAUACGAUAGGAAAUAUUUACAAUGGAAGCAUGGCAGUAAUGUGUACUCGUUUGAGGUACUGAAGAUAAUCGAAUCCUAUUACUUUUCGGGAAAUGCCUGCAAUGUGAUCUGUCAUGUAUCUCCUGUGUGGAUGCCACUAAACUAUUAUAUCACGAUAGUAAACGAUAAUGACAACAGUAUAUUGAGGUCUGUCCCAUAUCUUUUGGACCAUGACUUAAGCUCAUGUAUCGAUUUACCCGUACCUGGUGACUCGCCAUCAAUGUUUUGGAUCAGGAUUAAGGAACUCAGCCUGUUCAAUGUGACGUCAGUUAAAUUUAAAGUACACAUCAAAGGUGAAGGUAUUGAGUGUCAACGUGCUGGACAAAAAAGUAUCCAAGUGGGAACCUCUGCGCCUACAAAUAAUGGUCAAUGCAGCGUCGACUCUGAUAUUGCAUUUUGCAAGCACGUGUCGCACACCACAAAUGGUACCUUGACCUACUGUGACGUAGAAUGUGUAUGCAUGGAUUUGCUGAAAUGCUCAAAUGUUCAAAUUGUAAUGCAAAGUGCAAACAGAGAUCCGUGGAAAUUAUGCGAACUUGACUUAAACAAUGUCUAAUGAAAAUCGAUGUCUGAAAAAGAUAGACAUUCUCAUCGUUGACCGAGAUGUUAAACAAUGAGUACCUGGAUAUGGAUGAUUUACUUCCAACAUUGAUUCACGUGUGUAUUUUAACUUCACAAAUCAUUGUAAAACACAUAAUGAUUU